AUGCUUUUCAACGCCAUUGUCGGCUUUGCUUUGGCCACGAGUGCCAUUGCGGCCCCGUUCACGGUGUCUGGCCUCAACAGUACCAAGUGGACACCGGACCAUAUCCUGCAGCCAGACGAAGUUAUCUUGUAUGGAGAGGGCCGAAUGGAAGUCGUCCAUGAAUCUGUUUACCACGCACUUAUGGCGGAGCAGGGCCUCACUGGCAAGCCAGAAGCGCCUGAACUUCCCAGUACCCCAUAUGCGAGCCACAAUGGAUCCGACCUGAGUGCCAGAGCCAACUGCCAUACGACUGCCGUCGUGACCGACCGCUCUGAAACCUUCAUCGACUGGGAUGUGCAGAUGUCUCCUGUGGUUAUCGGUGCUGGAACCGGUAUCGAUGUCUACGUCAGUUCCGGGUACAGCGUCAGCAACACUCUCGAGGUCACCGCUGGCUUGGAUGUGACUGCUAUCAAAGACAAGUUGGGUGCCUCACUCGGGAUUGACUACUGGCGCACCUGGUCUACCCAGACCGUCGUCAACAUCAAAGGAACGGUUGCAAAUGGUUACUCUGGCGUGAUGAUCACCAAGCCCACCACGACACGCAGAUAUGGACGUAUCCUCACGGGUUGUCUCGGCUCGCAGAAGCAAACCGGCACAUUCGUGGCAGAUAACCAUGUCGAUGGCUCUUAUGCUGGAGUGAAAUGGGUUCAGGGUGCUAUCACUAUGUGCAUGAAGAAAGAGUACCCUCUCUCUCGCUGCGAAGGAGGUGGCUACUUUGUCUAG
Messenger RNA from Penicillium canariense, 762 nucleotides. RefSeq lists its product as uncharacterized. NCBI's taxonomy places the organism in Eukaryota, Fungi, Ascomycota, Eurotiomycetes, Eurotiales, Aspergillaceae. The record is from RefSeq and is a predicted model, not a curated record. Bases 1 to 762 code for a protein of 253 amino acids. The transcript has 2 exons.